Messenger RNA from Carassius carassius (crucian carp), 689 nucleotides. Its product is annotated as apolipoprotein C-II-like. Bases 16 to 336 code for a protein of 106 amino acids. Gene Ontology annotation, molecular function: enzyme activator activity. The transcript is spliced from 2 exons. Gene Ontology annotation, biological process: lipid transport; lipid metabolic process. NCBI's taxonomy places the organism in Eukaryota, Metazoa, Chordata, Actinopteri, Cypriniformes, Cyprinidae. Gene Ontology annotation, cellular component: chylomicron. The record is from RefSeq and is a predicted model, not a curated record.
AAAUGACACUGAAACAUGAAAAUAAAGAAUGAUUUUUUGUUUUUAAACUCAUCUCACUCCCUCAAACAUUGGCUUGCCCCCGCAGGAGCAGAGAGCUUCCGCGUGCCCAGGCAGGUUGAGGAGGAGAAGGGAACCCUUGCCACUGUGGUGGACACACUUAAGUCCUACUAUGACCAGAGUGACACUGCCAGCGGCUAUGUAGAGACCAUCAAGGGCUACAAACUGGAUGAGAAAGCCAAGAACCUGUAUGUAGACACAGUUCAAGCUGUCAGCACCUACGCUGGUAUCUUCAACGACCAGCUAUACCACAUGUUGUACCCUCAAGACAGCUCCUAAAUCACAGAGUAUCACACCUCAACAAGACUCCAUCUCUUUCUGGUCCUGAGUCUGUCACCACACUUGAACAACAAUCAUAUGUCUCCCACAAGGUGGCGGCACGAGGUGAAAACAUGCCUGUUGAACUCUUGUUUUCCAAUGGCCUGUUACUUUGCUCUGUCAAAAUACUGAAAAGCACAUAGCACCCUGACACACAUCAGUGGAUAAAUAUGAUGUGACAUUCUUGGGUCAAAUCAGGUAUAAUGCUCAAAACAAUCUGUUUUUGGAUAAAGAUCAGAGACUCUUUGCUGCUGACUGUUACCUGGCACCCUCUAUGAGCAUUGACGAAUUGCAAAUAAAAUAAAAUAAAGUUG